Molecule: messenger RNA, 1243 nt
Organism: Peromyscus eremicus (cactus mouse)
Lineage: Eukaryota; Metazoa; Chordata; Mammalia; Rodentia; Cricetidae
Gene: Gzmm
Product: granzyme M
Exons: 5
Coding region: 341-1138 (265 amino acids)
Biological process (GO): proteolysis
Molecular function (GO): serine-type endopeptidase activity
Source: RefSeq, a predicted model, not a curated record
GUGGAAGGAGAGGACGUACCCCUGCAAGUUGUCUUCUGUUGGGGUUGGUUGUCAGCCAGCCAGACCAUGGGUUCACUCCAGUGCUAAAGGAAGCAAAAAAAAUCCUAAAAACACCAGGAAAACGAUCACUGGGGACUGAUCACUGGACUCCAGUGCAGCCCCCAGAGACAGUGGCUUUGUCUGACUUCAAAGACACUUUCUAAAACCACCCAGAGCAGGGUGUGAAGGAGGAGCUGGCACUUAUGCUAGGUGGGCGGGUCUCAGAAGGCCACCUGUCCUCACAGGAAGAGAGUGGAGAGUCACCCCCCCUCCACCCCGGGUCCACAAGUCCUGAACCAGGAUGGCGGUCCACCAGUCCCUGCUGCUCUUGCUGGCCCUGGAGACACUGUGGGCAGCAGGCAACACAUCUGAGACCCACAUCAUUGGGGGUCAAGAGGCUGCCCCACACUCUCGCCCAUACAUGGCCUCUCUACAGAAAGCCGGGUCUCAUGUGUGUGGGGGAGUCCUUGUGCAUCCGAAGUGGGUGUUGACGGCUGCCCACUGCCUGUCUGAGCCGCUGGAGCAGCUGAAGCUGGUGCUGGGCCUGCACCACCUCCACGACUUCCGAGAUCCCGGCCUCACCUUCUACAUCGCAAGAGCCAUCAAGCACCCUGGCUACAAUCGCAACUACGGAAAGGACCUGGCGCUGCUGAAGCUGGAUGGGCGGGUGCAGCCCAGCAGGAAUGUCCGACCGCUGUCCCUGCCAAGGAAGAGCCGAGCCAGGCCCGCAGACGGCGCUUGGUGCAGCAUCGCUGGCUGGGGAAUAACCCACCGAGGCGGGCACCUGGCUCCGGCCCUGCACGAGUUGGAUCUGCGUGUGAUGAACACCCGCAUGUGUAACAACAGCCGCUUCUGGAACGGUGCCCUCGAGGACGACAUGCUGUGCUUGCAGGCGGCGGAGUCCAAGAGCCAGGCACCCUGCAAGGGUGACUCUGGAGGGCCUCUGGUGUGUGGCAAAGGCCAGGUGGAUGGGAUCCUGUCUUUCAGCUCCAAACACUGCACAGGCAUCUUCAAGCCCCCUGUGGCCAUCGCCGUGGCCCCCUACAGCCCUUGGAUCAGGAAGAUCAUCCGUGGCUGGUCACAUCAGCCUCUGCCCUGAUGUCCCAGAUGACCUGGAUACUCACUGGCCGGGGGUGGGAAGGAACUAGCUGUACCUCUAAAUAAAUAAGGGACCAAUAAAUCAUGAUGUAUCUGUUGAACCCAC